Aphanomyces astaci is the source of this 1852-nucleotide messenger RNA. RefSeq lists its product as hypothetical. The record is from RefSeq and is a predicted model, not a curated record. NCBI's taxonomy places the organism in Eukaryota, Oomycota, Saprolegniomycetes, Saprolegniales, Verrucalvaceae. The coding region runs from base 80 to 1708 and encodes 542 amino acids. The transcript has 2 exons.
CGACCAACAUCUUGGUGCCGCCGCCGCCGCACCUUCCUUCGUGUCCUUGUUGUCGUGCAUAAACCCCUGUACAUAUACCAUGGCACCCCAGUUCAAUGAACCCGCAACCGCCGGCACACCUGCAGGCUUCCCGUCCACCCUCGACUCGACGUCCCACAACGCUUCGACUUCGUUCCUGCAUCACUCGUACGACAAAGUCCUGUCGACGUCGCGGAAGUUGCGCAAGUCGUGCUCGUUGCCAAACUGCUCUCAACGGCCUGGCGAGUGCAUGCAUUGCACAUGUGACGGUCGAUGCGGGCAACAUGAAGGUGGAAAGUGCGGAGUGAGACGAGAAGGUAGUGGCAAGAGCUGCAAGCGCCUUGGUUGCCCCAAGGAUGAGUCUUGUCUGCACAGUACCCGUGCCACGUGCUGUCAUUGCCGCAACCUUGUCUCGUCCCAAAGCCGCAGCAUGAAGGCCAAGCGCGCGACAGACGAGCCUGACUCCCUCCACACAUCGUUAUCCAUGGAUCACCUUUCUCAUGCCUGCCCUGUCCCUUCCUCCAUGGCAACUUCAUCCACCUUCCUCGCUCCGUCGUCCUCCACGAUGAUGCAUUUGUCACAAGCACAACCGGUCAUCCAGGCCACCCCUAAUGUUGUUGCCGCUUCUUCCGCGUUGGAUAUCAAGUCUACCAAGACCUUCCCGAUCGAUAAGAAACGCAAGUUGCCCAGUCCGGUGAAUGCUGUCAAACCGCCUUCCAAGAAACUCAAGCAAACCGCAACUCCCAAGACUCCUCCUUCGGCCCAACAUUCGGCGGCUUCGGUGGGAGUCCCGUCCUUGUGCGAGUACCCCGAGUGGUCCCGGCGUCGGUCUACGUGCAACUUGGUCGUGGUGGUCGAAGGCACGCAGUUCAACCUGCACAAGUUUCCCAUGCUGAUUGCGUGCCCCGAACUCCGCACCAAGCUCCCUUCCCUGUCCGAGUCCUCGGCAUCGUCCGUCACUUUACUCAAGUACGCGCACUUUCCCGGGGGCGCCGCCGCCUUCGAACUCGCGUGCAUCUACGCGUACACGGGUGGCUCCGUAGUCAUCAAUGCGUCGAAUGUGGCGCUGCUCUACUGCGCGGCGCGCGUGCUCAAGAUGCACGUGGGUCUCACCUCGCGGUGCGCGACCUUGCUCGAGACGCUUGCCCACACCGGCAGUGGCGACGACGCAGUCCACAUGUUGCUUCAAGUGGUGGAAAUCCGCAAGUGCCUGCGCAACCAAAGCACGGAUCGCAUGAUGGCGCUGUGUGUCCACGCGAUUGCGAGUCGGUACCCGUACGACGCGUCCACCAUGUCUCUGAUCGUGAAGCUGCCGUUCGACGUGUUCCUCCACAUUACACAGCUCGUCCUGAACGACCGCCCCCACCACGAUGCGACCGCCAACAACGUCGUCGCGAGAUUGUGCGCCCAAGCGCACUUGGCGCAAGUGUUCCGCAGCGCCAAGUCGGCGGACAAGGCGGCGGAGCUCAUCCGCGUGCUCGACGUGUUGCUGUCGUCGGACACGGCCGUGACCAUGCAGCAGCAGUUCCCAUCGACCCACCAACUCCUGGACGACGAUGAGGGCGAGGAGGAAGAAGGGGAAGUCGUGGAAGACGACCUAGAUGGGACGCUGAUGCUCAACAUCCCUCAUGUGAAGAUGGAGAACGAAUGGCUCGCGGCUGCGCAAUUCAUCGCCGCCACCGCGCAAUAGUAGGUCACGGGAGAACGAACAUAGAAAUUAGCAUAGUGAUAGAAAACGUAGAAUUUGUAGCAUACUGUAGUCAAAAGUCAGAGAACUAGAAACGAAUAUUAUUAGAAUAAUUUACCACAGAAUCCAAGGAUUUCCAAUAUUACU